AUGACUCUGUCCUUGUUCCCCUCCUCCCUUCCACCCAACCAUCCACUGGAAGCUAAUCAUCAUGUUGGUGCGACCCCUACCGCCGGAACCACCCUCAGCUCUGCACCUGCUGCAGCAGAACCGCUGUACGGCGGAGGUGUGACCGCGCGAGGUGUGGCAGGCGGCGGUUUCACAGGCGGAGGCGGAGGUGUGACAGGCGGAAGUAUCACAGGCGGAGGCGGAGGUGUGACAGGGGGCGGUAUCACAGGCGGAGGUGUGACGUUCGAAGAUAAUGUAAGCGGAGCUAUUCAUAGUGGCAGCAGCGGCGGCCGGGGGAGCAGCAGAGCAGCAGAGGGAGCGGCGACGCCACUGGCAGCAGCGACACCAGCACCAACGACACAAGCAGCAGCGAGACAGGCAGCGGUGAUGAAACAGGCAGCAGCGACACAGGCAGGGCCAAUACAGUUAGCGUCAGUACAGACAGCGACGACAGAGGCGGCAAUGACACAGGCAGCACAUGUGGCUCAAACGGUCCUGUCCAUGUCGCAUGUCGUGCAGUCCAGCGGCCUCCCCUCAGGCACGCAACAGCAGCUUGUCAGCGCGCUGUCCCUCCUCACAGGUUUUCUAUCCACCCAGGGGGGAAUCAGAGCAGGAGGAGAAGGAGGGAGGGGCACGGCUGCUGCUGCGGCUGGUCCGUCGAAUCCGGCUGCAGGGCACUUACUUAAGAUCCUGGAGGACGGGUCAAGAACCGGCGAGCUUCUAGCCAAUAAGAACCACGGCCGCCUCACCCACUACCUCUCCCAAGCCUCGGGGCUCCUCUCCAGCCUCGGCAGGCAGAGCGCCAGCGCCAACCCGGGCCUGCUUGCCAGCCUCGGUGGCGACCCUCGUGGUUCGUUGUCCAAUCAGGGUCGGACAAUUGGUUUUGGCAGUACACUGGGUGCGGAUCCUGCUGCUGCUGCGGCUGCGGCUGCUGCUGCUGCUGCUGCUGCUGCUGCUGCUGCUGCUCCUGCUACGACUGCGGCUGUUGCCACGCUUGCUGCUGCUUCUGCGUCGCCUGCUCCCAGCUCACAGGAAAGUUCGGGCAAGGGGGGUCCCAUGUCAAAGCUGCUAGACGUGGCGGCAGCAGCAGCAGCUGCAGCAGUGGUCAUGGCAGCAGCGGCUGUCAGAGAGGAAACGGUAUCCGUUGAACUCCCCGCAGUAUCUGCCGCCUCUGCUCCAGCUGCCACCUCUGCUCCAGCUGCCACCUCUGCUCCAGCUGCCGCGUCUGCUCCUGCCACUACUUCUGCCCGUGCCACACCUACUGCUGGUGCAGCCUCCGAUCACGUUUCUGGUGCCACUGCCAUUUCCGGGGGCAUUGGUGAUUCUGGUGCUGCGACGCUAAGGUCUACGUCUUCCCCCGCGCCAGCUGUCACUCCAACCGUGGUGAACCUUCCAGGUGCAGCAGCAGCAGCCCUUGUGCCUCCAUCCGCUCCUCUUCCUCCUCCUCUUCCUCUUCCUCCUGACGUUGCUCCUAUGCCAUAUCGACCAGCCGCUGCGCCUUUACCAGCUGGUGCCUUUGCACCCACUGCAACUCCUCCGCUUGCUGCCUCUACUCCUAAUCCAGCUCCCAGCGCUUUCCCUUUCGAAGCGCUCGCCCAGUCUCUCACUCUUGGGGGGCUUCAAUCCCAGCCCAGCCUCUCCUCUCUCCCCGCCCUCCUGGCUGCUAUCUCCGCCCUCCAGCAAAGAAAGAGCCUGCAGCAAGCCGCAGCACCUGCAUCAGAGCAUCAGGGCGCGAGCAGCGGAUCAGCCUCCUUCCCGUCGCCCCACUCCCCCUCCACCCUCGCUGCUGCCGCUACCACUGCUGCCGCUGCUGGUUCUGGUGCUGGUUCUGCUGAUGCUGCGAUUGCUGGGAGUGCAGCAGGGGAAAUGAGAGGGGAGGGAGGUGGAGGGGGAGGAACAGGGGGUGUGGGAGCAGAGGGAGGAGCAGUGGGAGCAGAGGGAGGAGCUGUGGCAGCAAGAGGGGGAGUUGUGGAGGGCUUAUUGGCUGGAAACUGGUCUACCAGUCGACUAGACGCACUGGCCCCUGCUGCUCUUAAUAUCCGAACCGAGCCACUCACCCCUCUCUCCCGUGCCGGCAGCUCCCUGACCUCACGCAUAGCAUCUGCAGAGGCACUAGACGCGUCUAUCAACCCUAAUUUCACCUCCUCCCGCCUUCGGCGGCUUUGCUCGGCUGAAGCCGGGUUCGAGACGCCGCAGACCGUUGGAUCGUCGUCCUCGCGGCUGCGACGGCUGGGAUCGGCGGAGGGGUCGCGCCAGCUGGGGGAUGCCCUGGGGGGAGGUGGGACUGGGAGAGGGGGAGGGGGUAGUGGGGGAGGGACAGGGGGGAGUGGGGGAGGCACAGGGGGGAGUGGGGGAAGUGGGACUGGAGCAGUGGGGAGUGGAAGAAGUGGGGCCGGGGCAGGAGGUGGGAGCGGGGGAGGGGCGGGGGGGAGUGGAGGAGGUGCAGGGGCAGGGAGAAGCGGGGGAGGGACAGGGGGGAGUGGGGGAGGGGCAGUGGGAAGUGGUGGAGGGGUAGUGGGAAGUGGAGGAGGGAUAGGGGGAAGUGGGGUAGCGGCAGGGGGGAGUGGGGGAGCGGCAGGAGGAAGUGGGGGAGCGGCAGGGAGAAGUGGGGGUGGGGCAUGCGGAAGUGGGGAUGGGGCAGGGGCGAGUGGGGCAGGAGCGAGGGGGUUGGAAGUGCUGGAGAGCCUGAGGGUGCGGCUGCGGCCGCAGCUGUCUGGGCUGCUACAGGAGCAGCAGGAGGCUGUGCUGCGACUGAAGCAGCAUCACGCACUGCAGCAGCAGCAGUCACAAACUGCUGCUGCUGCUACUGCUACUGCUACUGCUUCGCCAACUGCCCACCCGCACUCACCUUCUGCUGCUUCUGCUGCUGCUGCUGGUGCGAAUUCAGCGGCACCAGUCGUCCCCCCAUUCUCUCCUGCCCUCAACAGCCCACCGUCUCAGCCACUCAGCCGGCUGCAGAGAGCAGGACCAAGCAUAGACCGUCUGAACCUACAAGGCCCCUCUGCUCUGCCUCCUCCUCCUCCUCCUCCUCCUCCUCCCCCUCUGUCUUCUCCAGGAGAUGCCCGCAUGCGGGGGGGGUUGCAGCGGUCAGGGCCAAGUAUAGACCGCCUCAACUUUCAGGGCGCUGCUUCUUCUGCCUCUGCCAUCCCUCCGCCCCCUCCUGCCUUUCCGCAGGGAGACCAUCGUCCCGGGGGGGUAGAAAGUGGGGGGUUGCAAAGGCCGGGAUUGCAAAGGGCAGGGCCCAGCAUAGACCGUUUGAAUCUGGAGGCAGCUGGGAUGGCUUCCCGUGCUGCCGCACUGCAGAGAGCAGGGCCGAGCAUUGGCUCUUUGAGUUUUCAAGGGGAAAUACCCCUCUACAGGGGAGGCUCCGUUACUGGAGAUAUCUCUCUACAGAGGGAGAGGGGAGGUUUGGCUUCAGGGGAGGCUGCGCUUUACAGAAGGGGUUCGCUUACAGGAGAAGUCCCGCUCCAGAGACUAGGCAGUGUCGAUGGGGAAGGUGGAGAGAGAGAGUGGAAGAGGGCCAAGGGCUUGAUACGCAGCAAUGGCACUGGCAACAUGGCUGAUACUGCUGGUCCAGAAUGUGAUGCUGCUGCUGCUGCUGCUGGUGCUGCUGCUGCUGUCGGCGGCAGUGUCCCGUUCUAUGGUGGUACUGUUGCUGCUCCUGGUGGGUUCUUCAGUGGGAGACGAGUAGACGACACGCCAACCUCCCCUCCGCGGCCGCUCUUCUCCUUCCCCUCCGUCUCCCUCUCUCUUGACGACAUCCCUUCAGCCGUCCCUGCCACUGCUGCCACCGGAGCUAUCGAUAAAGCCGAAGCUGGCCUCCGCCCCGCCGGACACAGGCCGUCAGGCUUGGGAAACUCAGGCUCGGCAGGUGCAGGAACGGGGGACUUUGGCUUGGGAAGUCCAGGUCCGGAGAGUGGAAAUCUGGAACAGAGGGCGAGCAUGGGGUGUGAAGCUAACAGCAUGGGAAUUUUCAAGGGUGGAGGAGUGGGAACGGGGACUGGCAUGGACAUGGGGGUCGGUGAGCGAGGGGAUAAGGGGGGUGAGGGCGUGAGUGUUGGCGGGCUGCUCCCAUCGAGUGGCUUUACUGGCAGUGGAUUGGGCGGCAGCAGGCUGGCCGGCAGCAGGAUGGGCAGCGGUGGGCUGGCCGGCAGUGGGUUGGCCGGCGGUGGGCUCGGGGGGAGUGGGCUGGGCGGCGGGGGCCUGGGCGGCGGCGGUGGCGGGCUGGGCGGCGGGUCGCGGUUGGCUCGUAGCUUUGUGUGGAGCAAGGAUCAGCUGAAGGAGAUCGAGCAGAUGAAAGAAGCCAUGGCUGACAUGGAGCAGGAGGGGGAGCCGGGAGGUGCGGCAUGGGACGCACAGGUUGGGGACGCACGAGCAGGGGAGGUGCGAGUAGGGGAGGCGCGAGCAGGGGAGGUGCGAAUAGGGGAGGCGCGAGCAGGGGAGGUGCGAAUAGGGGAGGCGCGAGCAGGGGAGGUGCGAAUAGGGGAGGCGCGAGCAGGGGAGGUGCGAAUAGGGGAGGCGCGAGCAGGGGAGGUGCGAAUAGGGGAGGCGCGAGCAGGGGACGCACGGUUAAGGUUAGGGGCAUGGUCAGGAGCAGGUGCGGGGGGAGGAGAGGGAGGGAGCAGCGGCGAAGGGGCCAGAGCAGCGGCAGCAGCGAGGGCCGGUGCUGAUGCCUCUGCUGGCGGGGCACUGGCUGGAGAAGGGAGUGGGAGGCGCUUGGAGAGAGGAAGAAGCGGAGUGGGGAAGAGUGAAGCAUGGGAGGGGUUUCAGAGAGGAGACAGCUUGGGGGAAAUGAGGGGAAACAGCUCUGGGCUGGACUUGUAUUCGUUGGAUGGGGUGGGCGAUGAGGGGCAGGCAGGGGGCGGCAGGGAUGAGGGAAGGUGGGGGAGCGAUGGUGGUGAUGAUGGUGAGGGGAUGGAGGGUGAGGGGAUGGAGGGUGAGGGCAUGGAGGAGGAUGAUAGACUGGAUGGGAAUGGUUUCAAUGGCCAGGGUUACAAUGGGCGGAUGGAAGGGAGUGAUCUGGGCGGGCGGAUGGAGGGGAAUGGGUUGGGCGGGGCAAUGGACGGGUGUGCGAGCCGCAAGCCAGGGCCGAAACGGAAGGAGGGGCCAGUGAGCCACUUCUGCCAGAACGCACGGAAGCGGAGGGAGCGGUUGACGCGGCACAUCCGGGCACUAGAGAAGCUGGUGCCGCAGAGAGCUCGCAGCGACGCAGCCUCUGUUCUGGAGUCCGCCAUCUCCUUCAUCAAACGGCUCUCCCGGGAGAACCAGGAUCUGCGCAGGGAAGUGGCAACGCUCCGCCCUUCAUCUGAAGCCCAUCCGGAACACCUCAUGCCAACCCCUUCCCAUGCUGCCACUGUUACUGCUACUGCGACUGAUCCCACUUAA
Molecule: messenger RNA, 5403 nt
Organism: Closterium sp. NIES-65
Lineage: Eukaryota; Viridiplantae; Streptophyta; Zygnematophyceae; Desmidiales; Closteriaceae
Source: the annotation of a GenBank genome assembly